This is a messenger RNA of Penicillium atrosanguineum, 264 nucleotides long. RefSeq names its product Glycoside hydrolase family 47. The record is from RefSeq and is a predicted model, not a curated record. NCBI's taxonomy places the organism in Eukaryota, Fungi, Ascomycota, Eurotiomycetes, Eurotiales, Aspergillaceae. The transcript has 2 exons. Bases 1 to 264 code for a protein of 87 amino acids.
AUGUUGAAUAUCGUCAAGACUUGCGAAGAUGGUUUUAAGCUGAUUCUCAACUUUGCCAGUGCUUCAGACAUUACAAAGGACCUGGCUGCUCUUGGAGAUUAUAUGUUACCUCAUCGCAUCUCCGACGCAGUCCUUGUGGAUAGCUUCAACGACGGAGAUGAUCGAGAAUCCUGCUACAAAAACUUCAUUCGAAAGACAGGAUCCAAUUUUGGCUAUAAUUGGGCUCCCAAGAUUGCCCUACUCGGUAUCUGGCAGUCUGCGUGA